AUGGGCAGCCGCGGGGAAUACGGCUGCUCCGUGGACGAGCUGCGGACUUUGAUGGAAUAUCGUGGGGCAGAAGCUCGAGAAAAAUUAGAUGCUGAAUAUGAUGGUGUUGAAGGUUUAUGUAGGAGGUUGAAAACUGAUCCAAAUAAUGGGCUGCCUCAGGAUAAGGAUGAACUUGAUAGGAGGCGAGCAGUAUUUGGUGCGAACGAAAUACCGCCACAUCCACCGAAAUCGUUUCUGCAGCUUGUUUGGGAAGCGCUUCAGGAUGUAACGUUGAUUAUUCUUCUUGUAAGCGCCAUAGUAUCUCUUGCGUUAUCAUUUUAUCGGCCACCCGAUGAUGGUUUAGGAGCAGGUUCUGAUGAUUCGGAGCAUGAAGCUGGUUGGAUUGAAGGAGUUGCAAUUUUAAUUUCAGUUGUAGUUGUGGUCCUUGUAACAGCUCUCAAUGAUUAUACUAAAGAGCGUCAAUUUAGAGGCCUCCAAGCGAAAAUAGAAACUGAGCAUAAAUUUGCUGUCAUUCGUGGUGGGAAUCAAAUACAAAUUGUCGUUAAUGAAUUAGUUGUCGGUGAUAUCGCUCAAAUUAAAUAUGGCGAUUUACUUCCUGCUGAUGGUAUCCUUGUACAAAGUAACGAUCUAAAGAUUGACGAGUCCUCAUUAACGGGUGAAUCCGACCAGAUUCGUAAAAGUCCUGAAUUGGACCCAAUGCUUCUAUCUGGUACUCAUGUGAUGGAAGGUAGUGGAAAAAUGGUUGUUACGGCAGUGGGUGUCAACUCGCAGACAGGAAUUAUUAUGACUCUUCUUGGUGCAGCUAAAGAUGUCGUAGAAGAAGAACGUAAAGCUGCGAAACGUGAAGGCAACCUUAUCUGGCAUGCAGUGCUCUAUCAUUGUGCUACCGCAUUGAGCGAUCGGAUACAUAAAAUGUUAAUGAUGAUUCAUUUAAUAUCACGUGCCAGAAGCAAUAUUUUAGCAAGCGAUGCUAUAGCAAGUGCAGGAGUUGAAGAUGGAACUGCUCAAGCUCUUCUAACUGAUCAUGUGAAGGCGACCGGUUUAGCAGAAGGAAGUAAUGGUGAUUUGAGUAAUGAAGCUACAAAAGAUGAAGUUGAAAGCAAAAAAGAACGUUCUGUUUUACAAGCUAAACUUACUCGUCUUGCCAUUCAGAUCGGUUAUGCAGGAUCAUUUGUGGCUGGCUGUACUGUUCUCAUUCUUGUUACACGAUUUUGCAUUAGUCGUUACAUGAUUGAAGAGAAAGCAUUUAGUGUGGGAGACUUUCAGCACUUUAUUAAUUUCUUGAUUAUUGGUGUAACUGUCCUUGUUGUUGCCGUUCCGGAAGGCCUUCCUCUUGCUGUCACUCUUUCUCUUGCAUAUUCUGUCAAAAAGAUGAUGUUGGAUAAUAAUCUUGUUCGACAUUUGGAUGCUUGUGAAACAAUGGGUAAUGCAACAAGCAUAUGUUCAGACAAGACGGGAACUUUAACAACUAAUCGAAUGACUGUUGUACAAAGUUACAUCAACGAAAUUCAUUAUAAGGAAACACCAAAGUUCGAGUCACUGAAUAAGGAAACAAGUGAUUUAUUAAUAAAUUUAAUAUCGAUCAACAGUAGUUAUGCAUCGCAGGUUAUGCCUGCUAAAAAUCCUGGUGAACAACUCACACAGUUAGGUAAUAAAACUGAAUGCGGGCUUCUGGGAUUUGUCCUUGCAUUAGGACAAAGUUAUCAAGCAAUCCGAGAUAAAUAUCCCGAAGAAAAGAUUUUCAAAGUUUAUACAUUCAAUUCUGUUCGUAAAUCAAUGUCUACUGUUAUCGAAUUGAAAGAUGGCAACCUUUUCGCCGGUUACAGGGUAUUCAGUAAAGGAGCAUCUGAAAUUAUUUUGAAGAAAUGUAAAUGGUUUCUGGCUAAAGAUGGUCUUCCGAAAAAAUUUUCACAGAAAGAUUGUGAUCGUCUUGUCAGUAAUGUUAUUGAACCUAUGGCUUCAGAUGGCUUACGUACCAUAUGCCUCGCAUAUAAAGAUUAUGUUACAAGAAGUGAUAAUGUACAAGAAAAUCAGAUUCGAGCUACAAAAGAAAUUGACUGGGACAAUGAAGAUGCUGUCGUCAAUGAUUUAACUGCCAUAGCUAUUGUAGGAAUUCAAGAUCCAGUCAGACCAGAAGUACCGGAAGCAAUUGCGAAAUGUCAACGUGCUGGCAUAACUGUACGUAUGGUGACAGGCGAUAACAUCAAUACUGCUCGAUCAAUCGCUACAAGCUGUGGAAUUUUACGCCCUGGUGAAGAUUUCAUCGCUUUGGAAGGCAAAGAUUUCAAUGCACGAAUCCGAAAUGAAAAAGGAGAAGUAUCACAAGAGAAAUUAGACACAAUAUGGCCUAAAUUACGUGUCCUUGCUCGAGCACAACCAUCCGACAAAUAUACACUCGUUAAGGGUAUUAUUGAUAGUCGCAUCACAGAUAAUAGAGAAGUGGUAGCUGUAACAGGAGAUGGUACCAAUGAUGGGCCAGCAUUGAAAAAAGCCGAUGUUGGUUUUGCCAUGGGCAUCGCUGGUACAGAUGUCGCAAAGGAAGCAUCGGAUAUCAUUUUGACAGAUGAUAACUUCACUUCUAUUGUCAAGGCAGUUAUGUGGGGACGGAAUGUUUACGAUUCAAUAGCGAAAUUUUUGCAGUUCCAGCUUACAGUGAACGUGGUUGCCGUUGUUGUUGCAUUUGUCGGUGCAUGUGCUAUUCAGGAUACUCCAUUAAAAGCAGUACAAAUGCUUUGGGUAAAUCUUAUCAUGGAUACUCUGGCAUCAUUAGCUUUAGCUACCGAAAUGCCAACGGAAGAUCUGUUAAAACGAAAGCCGUACGGACGCACUAGUCCCCUCAUAUCUCGUACAAUGAGCAAAAACAUCUUAGGCCAUGCAUUCUAUCAGCUGCUCAUCUUGUUUGCCCUCAUUUUUGCAGGAGAACGUUUUUUCGAAAUUGAGAGUGGCAGGUGGGCAGCGUUACACUCACCUCCGUCCGAACAUUUUACUAUUGUUUUCAAUACCUUUGUUAUGAUGACACUUUUCAACGAAAUCAAUGCACGGAAAAUUCAUGGCGAGAGGAAUAUUUUCACAGGUUUAUUUUCGAAUCCUAUCUAUUAUGUUAUUUGGAUUGCUACAAUGAUUGCACAAAUAUUUAUUGUGCAAUUUGGUGGACGUUGGUUUUCAACAGCUGCAUUAAAUUUAGAACAAUGGUUAUGGUGUUUAGCAUUUGGCGUUGGUGUACUGUUAUGGGGCCAAGUGGUGACAACAAUACCCACGUCUGGCUUGCCAAAGAAUAUGGCAAUAGGUGGUGGUGAUGUGACAUCAACUGAAAAUAUCCUAAGCGGCGAAUAUGAAGACUCAGCAACACACGAGAAACGCUCUGGGCAAAUUCUGUGGAUCAGAGGAUUGACACGACUUCAAACGCAGCUUCGCGUUGUGAAAGCAUUUCGAUUAUCGUUGGACGAGUUCGAGGAGAAGCGUUCUAUUGCCAGUACGCAAUCCUGUAACUCGAUGCGUGGUGUAGUUGGUGCUGGAUGGUCCUAUUUAUCAUUAUCCAGAAUUAAUGCUCCACGUGCUGCUUCAUGUGGUGGACCAUUACCAAGUCAAACACGUGUUGCAUUUGUAAAAUUAAUGCAACGUACUAAUGCUCCACAAUCAUCAUAUCCAUCCUAUCAUUCACAACAGUCCUCUACACCAUCAUCAAAGCGACCAACACCAAUUAAGCUUGGUAAUCCUACUGAAUAUAACAUUCCGUUAACAACAGCAUCAACAAUGCCAACAGCGACAGAGAAUGGUCAUGAAUUAGCUACAAAUGCUAUGAUACUUAGUGAGCAACAACAACAGAUGAUUGCAACACAACCUAUAGCAUCUUUAGUUAGCAGUCAAUUCGAGAAAGUACCAUUGGUACAACGAUGGCGACCAUCUAGUGGUUCGAGGAUUGGUAAAAGUAACUCACUGGAUAUUCCAGUUUCAAUUGCUCAUGUUUAA
Molecule: messenger RNA, 3969 nt
Organism: Brugia pahangi
Lineage: Eukaryota; Metazoa; Nematoda; Chromadorea; Rhabditida; Onchocercidae
Source: the annotation of a GenBank genome assembly